Molecule: messenger RNA, 1023 nt
Organism: Owenia fusiformis
Lineage: Eukaryota; Metazoa; Annelida; Polychaeta; Sabellida; Oweniidae
Source: the annotation of a GenBank genome assembly
GUGAUAAAACAAAGUGCAACAAGUUUAGAAUCACUGCCAAUAUUUUGAUAAUUCUGGAGUUUUAAAUGAUUUUGACAAGUAAUCUACGCCUCUAUUGUCUUUGUGAACGAUGGCUACAGCAUAUGACGCCAUAGACAGGUCAAAAAGGAAGGCAGACUGUGAGAAUUCGGCCAGCAAAGUGGGUAAAAAAACUUGUGUUAAAAAGUCGCAAUUCAACAUGGGGGACAACAUACCUGCACGCAUGAAUGCCGAGCCAAAUGCUAUGUGCAGUAAGGACUCUGAUAACGCUGUCUUAUCGCUUUUAACGAAAUUAGUCGCUGAUCACCUGAAGAUUAGUGAUAAAUUGGACAGUAUGCAAACGGAUAUGAUACAAAGGGAAGAACGGAUAAUGGCUAAGAUUGAUGUGAAACUGGAGAAUACAAAGGAUAUUAUGAAACAGGAAAUUACCAAGGUAAACCAAAAUUUACAGUCUCAAAUUGAUAGUGUGUCAGAAGACAUGAACAAUCUUAAAGACUCAAUAAACUUAUGUAAAAUAGUGAAGAAUAUUCCUCAGUCAGAAAAUGAAGAUUGUAUAGCCAAGGUGAAUGAGUUUCUAAAUGUUGGAGUGAAAACGAAGGCAAAGGUUAAAAGGGCUUAACGAUUCCAGAAAAGACAAGGGUCAAGAUACCCUGGUAUUAUUGUUGCUGAAGUGUGCGAAUCUGAUAGGACGGAUAUUUUUAAAAAGAAAUCUGCUUUGAAGCAGUCGGCGGUCUACUCAAACAUCUAUGUAAAUGACUUUGUAUCGAAUGAGACCCAAAAAAUGAACACAAACCUGCAAACAAUUUUACAAGCUGUAGGUAAACAGCAGGAUUUUACCCUUGUGAAUGGCAGGCUUUUAACGAAAACCCCAAGGAGCGUACCAACACACAACCCGGUGGUUAACAAUGGAAUUGCCCCCACUAUUAACCAGGAAUAGGGGCGUCUGACCGCAGGAUUUUGGAACGUGCGAGGAAUACCAAAAUCCAACGAUCACAAUAAGUUUAA